Molecule: messenger RNA, 476 nt
Organism: Thalassophryne amazonica
Lineage: Eukaryota; Metazoa; Chordata; Actinopteri; Batrachoidiformes; Batrachoididae
Product: ubiquinol-cytochrome-c reductase complex assembly factor 3
Exons: 2
Coding region: 92-346 (84 amino acids)
Biological process (GO): mitochondrial respiratory chain complex III assembly
Source: RefSeq, a predicted model, not a curated record
GAUGAACCUGGUUUAUGCUUUACUUUAAACACUUGUAGUGUUUUUAAUUUUACACGGAGAUACUUGAAUCUGCGUCUUCGCGCUCUGUGAGAUGUCGGUGACGAUGACUAUGCGGUGGCUGACGGCGGCGGCGGGGUCGGCGGUGUUUAUGGGACUCGGCGUUGGUUUGUGGUCGAUGACUUCAAGGGAAAGCCGGAGAGAAGAAAUCAUCAAGAAAUUGCCUGAAAGUCCACCGGAGAAAAUGGAUGAGGUGAGGAAGACAAAUGAGCUGAUCAUUCAGACGCUGAAGGAUGCAGCCAAAACCAAAAGCAACAUCGCAGCAACAUUGGGAAGUUCUUCAAAAUAGAGACAGGCCAACGUCCCCAUGUGGAUGGACUGACUGGUCCUGAUCGGGAUCCUGUUUGACCUUUUGUGUGCCGCAUGUCCUGAUUGGUCAUCGGGUACCAGUUGUACAGUGUCAUCGUAAAUAUUUAAUA